Messenger RNA from Mya arenaria, 3098 nucleotides. RefSeq lists its product as uncharacterized. The transcript is spliced from 10 exons. NCBI's taxonomy places the organism in Eukaryota, Metazoa, Mollusca, Bivalvia, Myida, Myidae. The coding region runs from base 27 to 3098 and encodes 1023 amino acids. The record is from RefSeq and is a predicted model, not a curated record.
UUUCAUGCAAACAUUAAGUAAGAAAAAUGUUUCAUGGCAAACAAGAUGGUGGAUUUGGAAUGAAAAGUACAGAUUCUGGUACCAACUUUUGCCUGGCAAAUGAGACGAAUUCUUUAUCGUGGCAAAAUGUGUACGAUUUGUCGAUAUUUUGUGAGGAGAAACUCACCGAAAUCAUUAAGGACGUAAAUGAAGGUCGGUUUUUACCACCGGUAGGACUAGCAUUACUACAGCAACACUUGGGACGGGUCUUGGAGAAACGCCAUCCAGGAAUCAAUAAACACCACAAUGCAUCGCUUUCUAUACCGGCCUUGUUGGAUUUAAGGUUGAAAGAAAUUUCUAAAAGAGACAUCACAGUUUUAACUUUAGGGGAACUUAAUGCUGGAAAAUCAACCUUCCUUAACAUUUUGUUGGGUGGGAUGUACAUUCCGACGGCGCGACAAAAGACGACAAAUAUAGUCUGCCACCUUCAGCAUAGUCAUGAUCGGAAUGUGGAAAUCUUUUUUACAAGCACAGAGCGAAAACACUCUCUAGUUGUGGACUUGACUGAAGACAAAGACUGCGAGGGAUGGGCUAAAUUAAGACAAUGCAUUCAAUAUAGAAGAUUUGACGACCAAGAAGUGAAAAGAGUAAUUAUCAAAUGGCCAAUGUUGUUAGUUGAGGGAAUGUUUGGAGAUCUUCAACAGCGUCCUGUGCAAACAAACUUAGAGGUGGAUGCAAAAUGUAAUGGAAAGUCUUUUCCACAGACUAUACCAAAAAGUCAGAGGCAUCAAAGGGAAAUUUACAACCGAAUGAUCACAGAGCCGACAAAUUCAAGUCAAUCAGAGCGUAAACAGGUUUUUGAGUCGACACAUACUGAUUCCGGUGUUGGGAACGAAAUAAUGUCCGUGACAUCUAAUGCAUCGGUUAGAACUGAAGAUCUUUUUGGAAGUCCUAAAGAUCAAACUACACAAAACAUCACACAUUCACAUGAAAUUGCAAGUGAUGAAGCAAGCAGUCCAUCUUCAGUAGAAAGACAGGCCGGAGAUUUUGCAGUUUCAGCUGAAAGUCUUAACUCACAAAGUUCUGAAACUACCCCAAAGGCCAUUGCUGGUGAUCAGAGGGGUUCACUUUCAUUUGAUUGGGCGUCAGCGUCUUCACCGUCUUCUGUCAGUGAAGAAAGUAUUGGAAGCGGGGAUGAUUCGGAUACUGGGGAUGUACCUUUUAGAGUCCGAUUUCUGGAUUGCCCGGGUAUUCAUGAGCACGAUGAAGAGAAACACGUUGUCCAGCUGGCACUGGAUGAAACACAAAACAGCAAGUGCUUUGUGUUCAUUCUAGACACAUCGAAUGGCCCAGGAAUAACGAAAAAUGUUGAAACCCUUAUAGAAGAUAUUAAGGAGAAACUCUCCGUUUUCGGGAAAGAAUUAUCAUCUGACAAUCUGCUUUUCGUCGCGAAUAAGACAGAUCGUUAUGACGGGAAAAAGGAAGACAUAAAACGUGAAGUCUACAAUGAGGCUAAGAAGACGUGGCCACAGCUUAACAUCAGACCAGAUCAUGUGAUUCCAUUAUCAAGCACACAUAUCCUUAAAGCUGUUGCUAAAGGACAGUCAACUCCAAUCGAUGCACUCAACAAAGAAUUGAGAACGUUUCUGAAACAAGCGACACAAGUUUACAUGGAAGAUACCCUUCUCUGGCUUAUGAUAAUUUUGGAAACAGCCAAGGACAUUGCUGAGGUCGCUUGCAACAAUCACUCUAGGAGUACAACAAAGGCAAUGAAAUCGCAUUUAAAACAGAUAAAAGAUGAAGCGUUAGGACUACAGGAUAUAGAUAGCAAAAAGAUUCAAGAGGAAAAAACAAUCAUACAGGAUGCAAUUAAAUCUUUGACGCAGGUAUUGGACAAGCAACAUGAACACAUAGGCGAACAUGCACGAUCAGCGCUGACCAAUGUAAGUUUGGAUACUAAUGUUAUUGAAACAAGUCGCGACUGGAAAGAGACACUAAGAAAGCUGGACAUGCUUAUUUUUGAAAAGAUGGAAAUUCAUGUUAGAGGUGAAAUUGACGUUAUACGGGAAACCUUUCAAGAAAAGAUGCAAUAUCUAUAUCAAGAAGAGCAUGAAACCCUUGCAAAACUUAAAAAAAGUCUACAAGGACUUAACACAACAGAUCAAACUGAUACGACACUUAUUGAGAGAGUUCUUGCAAUUUUGACACCAACAACUUUGUCUCUAGGCGUGCGAGUUGCUCCAGUAUUCUUCCCUUUCUUUUACCUUGCACUUCCAACCCUCCCUCUGUGGCUUAUAGGGAUGUCCGUGUAUGACGAAAUACAAGAUAAUCGACAAGAGCACGAAAGACAGAUCUUUGAAAGAGACAGACGUGAAUACGUUAAAAGGCGUUUCGACAAUCUCCUUGAGAACAUGAAAGAAAACUAUGUGAGAAUAUCAAAACAAGUAGGCUCUGGUUCUCUGCCUUCUAUCGCAAUAAAAGGAAAUGUUUCAUUUAAGUUGAUGGAAGUCGCUAUGGGCUCUGUCCAAAUUAAACAAACAGCAAAUGAGUUGACAGAUCUCAUAGACUUUCUCCAAAAAGGAGAUUUGUCGGUUAAUGAAUCAUCUACAAAAUCUAUUCGCAAGCUGCAUCUUGAAAUAACAAAGCAUUAUGCUUGUGUGUCGUUAGCAAAAGAUUUUGAAAACCUGCAUAGGUUUGAAAGUAAAGCCGUAAACACAGUUACGGAAUCUCCUGUUGAAAGAGAAUUUCCUGUCUGCAGACAAACAAAAACUUGUAGAAACGGAAAAGACUACAUGGAUGUAGAACUGAAGUGGAUGACUGAUGCAUUGGACGUCGACAAACCUAGAAUAAAAUUUGGCUACCGGGAAUGUGUCAUGUUGCGUGAGAUGGCAAAAGGAACCAGUGAAAAGAUAGCACAACUUUUCGAAACCACUGUUCAACAUGAAACUUCUCAUGUGAGUAUGGGAAUCAUAAUUUUACGUGGCUUUUGUGCCGGUUGCCAGAUGACAAACAAAGAAAGGAAGAGUUUGGCCAUUUUAGGAGUGAAUGCUUGCGAUGCCUCCAAGCCAUUCAAGAGAAGAAUAUUAUACAUGGGAAACUGCAGCCAUUGCACUUUAUAA